Molecule: messenger RNA, 2887 nt
Organism: Loa loa (African eye worm)
Lineage: Eukaryota; Metazoa; Nematoda; Chromadorea; Rhabditida; Onchocercidae
Product: WD domain-containing protein
Exons: 20
Coding region: 89-2581 (830 amino acids)
Biological process (GO): ubiquitin recycling; proteasome-mediated ubiquitin-dependent protein catabolic process
Cellular component (GO): nucleus; cytoplasm
Molecular function (GO): ubiquitin binding
Source: RefSeq, a predicted model, not a curated record
AAUUUUCAGGUUCGUGUUAAUUGAUUAGAUUGGAUUGCUAGGUUUACCAUUUAAUUAUCUCGAAAGGUUGCCAUUCAGCAAUUGAUUUAUGGAAGUUCGCGAAGAAAGUGGAAAAAAAUAUGAGUUUAGUGGCAUUAUUGCAGCGCAUCUUUCUGAUGUAAAAUGUAUUGUUAAAACCGAUUCAGAACAGAUUAUUUCCGGUAGUCGUGAUGGAAGCGUUAAAGUUUUCUCAGAAAGGAAUAAUGCUUACAUGGAGGAUAUAUCAUUUACAAAUGUGGAGAGGUUAGCUAUUAAUGCAGUAGCAUUUUAUCUAUGCCCAAGAUAUGGAUGGUUAAUUUUUGUUGGCCGUAAAGAUGGCUCAAUAGCGGUAUAUACAUCCAAUGACGAUAAACCGACGCGUAUAUUACAUGAGCAUAAAAUGAACGUUUGUGCGCUACAUGUUGAUGCUGAAAAUGGAAAAUUAAUGAGUGGCUCCUGGGAUAAUAAUGCAAUAAUUUGGCCAAUUCAGGAAAUCGCACUAUGUCUAGUAGGUCACAGAUUAUCUGUUUGGACAGUCGCUUCCAUACCUGAACGACCCGACUUUUAUCUUACUGGUUCAGCUGAUUUGACAAUUAAAUUUUGGCAAGGUGACAAUGAAGUAAAUUCAUUUUCUGGUCAUGACGAUGUUGUACGAUCUAUUGCAGUCUUAUCGAAACACAGGUUCCUCUCGGCUGCUAAUGAUUUCACGAUUCGUUUGUGGGAUAUUGAUUCUGGUGCUUGCCUUCAAAAAUAUAGUUCGUUAAGUGGAGAAUAUAUAUACAGUUUGACACAUGCUAACAUAUCAGGGCAUAAUUUGAUGGCUAAUUCUGGUGAAGGUGGUUUUCUGGAAAUAUGGGGUCUGAAUGACGAUGGUUCACUGACUCACAAACAAUUGAUUAGGACACCAGCACAAAGCCUUUGGUCCCUUACUUUUCUAAAAAAUGGUGAUAUUGUUGUCGGUGCUGAUGAUGGCAACAUUUAUAUUUUCUCUGCCGUUGCAAGUCGAAAAGCAGAUGCUAGUACGAUGGGAUCAUUCCAAUGUGCUGUUGCUAAGAAAAUUGCUGAAACCGAAGCAGUCAUGGCUGCUCAGCAAAAUGAAGUAGUUAAAAUCAAGGUUGCACUGGAUGAUGGGGAACCACAUAUUGAAUUGCGAUAUAAAAAAGGAUCAGAUCCAUAUGAUGCUGCGCAAACAUUUUUGAUGGAGAACAAUUUACCUGCAUCGUAUAUGAAUGAAGUUGCGCAGUAUAUCAUCGAGAAUAUACCUGAAGCACGUCAAGCAACUAAUAAAAAAAUGGCCCAGUCACAAUCCACUCAAAAAGUUCUCGUGGAUGGGAAGGAAUGGGAUUAUGUAUUUGAUGUAACAACUGAAGAUGGACGAGUUUUGAAAUUACCGUAUAACGUGGGUGAAGAUACGAAUUGGGCAGCACAACGUUUUAUUGAAAAACAUAAUCUUCCCAUAAAGUUUUUAGAGAAAGUUUCUACACUUCUUCGUCUUCAAGUUCCUGGAGCAUACGGCAGUGCCAGCAGUGGUGGAUUUGGUAAUUUCAGUGAUCCUUUCACAGAAGGACGUUAUGUUCCUUCUGCAACGGGGAAUCGUCAAACUUCAGAUGGGGAAAGAUUUGCAGCCGAUCCUUUCACUGGUGGAAAUGCAUACGUUUCAAAUUCUGCUGCAGUAGUGCCAAAUGUUCGCUUACCUAUCGAUAAAAAACGACCGCGUAGUGAACUUGUUCCGCUAUCCAGUUUCUUCCAAUUUGGUAUCGAACAAGCUUCAGCUAAGGCAAUCAUAAAGCUCAGGGAGUUAAAUGAGAUGCAAACUAGAUAUAAGCUGAACGAGGAACAGUUGCAUGCUCUAGAAGAUAUUUUAAAAACUUCAACUUAUGAUCCACGAGAUAUUCAUGUUUCUGCAAUUAAUACAGGUUUUGGAUGGAAUAUGGAUACAAUUAUUCCUAUAAUGGAUGUAUUCCGCUUAGCACUUUUGAAUCGUACCCUGAAUAGAAUUUAUUGUUCUUUGGAUAUAGAAGGUGAAAAGUCGGCCAAAGGUUUGGAAACAAUGCAACGGUUGACUAAUUUUUUAAUAAGUGCUGAUUCUGAUCCAAUCCGUAUUUUGGCAUGUCGAGCCAUGGCCAAUGCUGCUAUGCAUCAGUGGGGUCGUUCAAUGCUCAUCCAUGAUGUUAACACGACGGUCAAGUGCGUUGCAGCGCAGCUGAAUAGUGCGAAGCAUGCUUUGCAACUUGCCGCAACAACAGCAUUAGCUAACUGGGCGUUAAUUUUAUUGCGCCAUACAGAAUCUGGUAAGGUAACCGAGCUUGGUCCACGAGAAGAUGCUUUGCGAGCUAUUAUUCAGGCUAUCGAAAAUAUCGCUAGUUUUGGUGAUUUUAAUCAAGUAGCUUUAAUACGACUUCUUCAAGCAAUCGUAACUCUAAUGUGGGGCGAUGUUGCUGUUAUUCAGUUGGCUAAAGGACGAGAUAUCAUUGGGAUAAUGAACCGAAUUAAAGAUGCCGUGGUAGAUGAAUCCGGAAAGGCUAUUGCAAGAGACAUCACAGAAAUGGCUUACUCAUUAUGAGGCUUUACUUUUGCGAAUUGUUUCCAGUGGUAUAGGCAUUCUGGAGGUGAAAUAUACUUGCAUGUCGCACGAAAAUAACAAAACAAUGCUUAUUUUCAAUGAUAUAAUCGUUUUCUUUGUCGUUCUGGUAAUUUGAUAGGUGAUUUAUUAUAUCCUGUCAUGAAGGCCUGUCACGUUUACGGGUUAAAAUGAGUAGCUCCAGAGGGAUUCUGCUGGUAAUAGUGAAUUUACAAGGAUGCUGUAAUGGAUUAUUAUUGAAAUUUACUGCUUUAACAUGCAGGAUUAUUUUACAUUGUCAUUUCCAAC